Linum trigynum is the source of this 2322-nucleotide messenger RNA. The record is from the annotation of a GenBank genome assembly. Lineage: Eukaryota; Viridiplantae; Streptophyta; Magnoliopsida; Malpighiales; Linaceae.
CCCGUUCAAGUCAGGGCGAGGAAGGAUUGAAGGGCUGUGGUUUCAUACAAAGAAAAAAAAAUCUGCCGCAAGCAGAGGCACGAAAAAAGAGCACCCAUGGCAGCAGAAGAGUUAGCGAGUUCCAUGAUUUUCACCCGUUGUUUAAUCCAGGAUCAGCUGGGUUUGGUGCUCGUUGAUGGAGCCAGGGAGAGAAAUCUGAUUUCCCUCCGGAUUGUCAGCAAAUUGAAGCUUCCAUUGCAGCCGCAUCCAGCUCCCUACGUCGUACAAUCACCGUACGAAGACAAAUUCAACAUGGUCGUUUCCCAGGUGGCCGUGACGUUCUCGAUUGGCCACUACGAGGACCAAGUCCUGUGUGACGUGGUUCUAAAUCUCCCUAGCAGCCUUGUAUUGGGACAACCAUGGUUCAGAGAUCGUCAAGUCUGUUUUACCAGUCGACGGAGCAAGAGAUUUCGUAUUCAGAGUCGAAACAAGGUGUUUGUCGUCAACCCUUUGGCUCCGGAGGCAGCUGCCGAAGAUUUGAAGGAGCUUCACCGACUCCAAGAGGAGUAUCAGAAGGCUAUACUAGUGAAACCAUGGCUAGGGAAGGUCGAUCAAGCAAAGACCCAGCCAGAACAAGACAAUCCAUGUUUUUCUUUGCAAAAACAGAGCAUCGAAGCCAACAAUUCUGCUGACGACGAAGAGGCGAGACAGUCGCACAACUCGUCCAGAAAUGCAUCCGUGGAUGUUGAUGGAGGUAUUGGAGCGCGAGGAGAAGCCCCUGAACCAGCUAUCGAUGCGCGAAUCAACCCGGAGACGCGCGCAGCAGAGCUUCCGAACUCUCCGCCGACGAAACAGAGCAGGCGAGAGACCCAAUUGGUCGGAGCUCUAGGGGCAACGUCGAACUCCGCCAACGCUGCCGAAACAUUCAAUCCGACCCCAGGAAUCUCAGGUGUUGUUUCAUUGGAGCCAAACAUACCUGUAAUUGGAGAUUCAAUUCGCGCCAAACCAUUUCUGUUCGUGAAGAACACUGCCGACGAGGACCCUCUCUUGGGUGGAUCGAACCAGGUCGAUUCGAUCAAACUGGCUGAUGGAGAACCAUCAAGGGACGUGCCAGGAAGCUGUACGAUCAAUCAAUUCAUCGCGAUGAGGUCUGAUUCACAAACGCCCAAUUUGACAUUGAGCUUGCUGGGUUCCGAAAAUUUAAAUUCGGACGACGGCGGGGAAAUUUCAGGCCAUGAUUCGCCGCGUCUCAGGUGCAUUCCAUGCAUAGAAUCGAUCGAGGAGUGUAAUUCUUUGAUAAAGAAAGCUGAUUCGUGCCCUGGAUUGAAGGAUGAAGCUGUGAAUCAAAAAGCCCCAAUAUGGCGAAGUUCAUCGCGGCGGUGCGUGCUGCCGGAAUCUGGAAACAAAGAAAAUCGUAGUCUGGGCGUAAUUGUGCCAACUGAAAGCAUGAAAGGUGCCAAAUGGAGUCCUAAGAAGAUGCAGGAGCUGGAAUUUCGUCAGAAAGAAGUAGCAGCACGAGUAGAAGAAGCUGCCAAAGUCUUCCAGAAGUUGGAGUUUGAGCUGCCUUCUUUUGACCCCAUUUAUGAGCAGUUCUGUGCAGAUUUUGACAAGAGGAAGGAUCAAGCUUUGAGGGCAAAGCUUUUUGAAGAGGGGGAGCCUGAUUUGAUCCCAAAUUGCCCACCAUUCACAUCACAAUUACUUGACAAAGAAGCUAUCAAAGUUGGGAAGAAGAAAGGCAGAAUUUGGCCAAGUCAAAAUCCGUGUUCAGGGUACAUACUUUGGAGGCAUGGUUCUCUCAAUUGGCUUGGUGGAAAUUCAAUUUUAAGGGAUUGUUUUUCAGAUAAAGUUUCCCUCUUUCCAAUGGUAUGCUCUGUGGAUUCAGAUGAUGUCAUUAAUGUUGUUUUCCAAGGCCUCAAAGUUGCUGCCUCAAAACUGGAAAACUGCCAGAAAAUGGUUAAGUCUGGAAACUGUUUUGUGAAGCCUACUUUGGAGCUCAAUUCAAGGAGAAUGGAUCUGAUUCAAAUCCAAAGGCUUCCACAACAUGAAACUAGGUAUUUUUGUGAACAAAGGAAAGGAAUUGGAUGAAAGAUUGGAGUUCGGGAAGGCCUCGAACGAAAGGCGCGAAGUUAGUACGAAAGCUGCCUUUUGACUGUUUGCUGGCAGCUUACUUGCACUUGAAGAAAGAGAGUUUAAAUCCGAAUUUUGAGUUCUUUUUAGAGUAUAUUUUUACCUUAAUUGUUUCCUAGCUCUAUUAUGUUUGUAUUAGGUUUAUUUGCCUUUAAAUACUCUUUUAUUUACGUUGUAAAAACAGAAGACUUUGUUGAAUAAAAAUCGAAACCGUUU